Molecule: messenger RNA, 1164 nt
Organism: Schistosoma turkestanicum
Lineage: Eukaryota; Metazoa; Platyhelminthes; Trematoda; Strigeidida; Schistosomatidae
Source: the annotation of a GenBank genome assembly
CGCCCUUUAAAUAUGUGCUUGUUUUAAAUUAUGGACGAGAACUGUGGACGCUUAAAGUUUAUUGAGCUAGAAAACUACAAAUCUUACAAAGGAAAGCAGGUUAUUGGUCCUUUCAGUGUUUUCACUGCCAUCAUUGGGCCAAAUGGAUCAGGGAAGUCAAAUUUAAUGGAUGCCAUAAGCUUUGUUCUUGGAGAAAAUACUCGACAUUUACGUGUUCGUCGACUUAAUGAUUUAAUCCAUGGUUCAGUAGUUGGAAAACCUGUUGCAAAAUCAGCAUCGGUAACUGCAGUUUAUGAAAUGCCUGAUGGGGAAGAAAAGCGUUUUAGUCGUGUUAUUCAUGGUAAUACAUCAGAGUAUCGAAUAAAUGGUGUCUCUGUUCGUGUUGAUGAAUAUGCUGCUGCCCUUGAACAAAUACAUAUAUUUAUGAAAGUGAAAAAUUUUCUCGUUUUCCAAGGUGCUGUAGAAAGUAUAGCUAUGAAAAAUGCACGUGAACGUUGUCAAAUGUUUGAAGAAAUUAGCAAAUCUGCUGAAUUAAAAGAAGAAUACGAUAUGUCAAGAAUGGAAAUGCAAAAGUUAGAGGAGAAUGCAACUUUUAAUUUGAAUAAAAAGAAGGGCAUUGUUGCUGAACGUAAAGAAGCAAAAAUAGAAAUUGAUGAAGCUGAAAGAUACAAAAAGCUUCAAAGUGAAUUGACAAAGAAACGACUGGAACUUCAUCUAUUCAAACUUUACUACAAUGAUUUGGAAAUUAGACAUGUUCGUGAAGAGCUUAAACAAAGAGAAGAGGCAGUUGCUGCUGAACAUGAACAACGUCAGUUGAUUGAAGAAGAAAUGAAAGAAAAACGUCGUGAAUUAGGCAAAAUCAAUCGGGAUCAGUCAUCUUUAGAACAAGAAAUCAAAAAAUGUGAGCAGAAAAUUGGAAAGAGAAAACCGGAAUUUAUCAAAGUUUCCCAAUUGUUGCGACAUGUUAGCGAAAAGCAUAAGGAGUCUAAAAAAUCUUUGGAGAAUGCUAGACAGCUACAUAGUACACAUCUACAAGAAAUUGAUCAGUUAGAAGCAGAAUAUGAGAAAAUAUCAGAUAUACAACGAGAUUACGAACAACAGCAAUCGAAGAAAUCACUUGAACAAGGUCGUGAUCUAGAACUGGAAGAAACUCAGGUUUGUUAA